Molecule: messenger RNA, 1124 nt
Organism: Branchiostoma floridae (Florida lancelet)
Lineage: Eukaryota; Metazoa; Chordata; Leptocardii; Amphioxiformes; Branchiostomatidae
Product: gastrula zinc finger protein XlCGF49.1-like
Exons: 4
Coding region: 288-1124 (278 amino acids)
Biological process (GO): regulation of transcription by RNA polymerase II
Cellular component (GO): nucleus
Molecular function (GO): RNA polymerase II transcription regulatory region sequence-specific DNA binding; DNA-binding transcription factor activity, RNA polymerase II-specific
Source: RefSeq, a predicted model, not a curated record
CCCAGGGUACCUUCUAAACUCUGCGCGUAAAAAGAACCUACAAGACUUAUCGAGAAGAGCGGGAUCCAUCACUAUGAACAAAACUCCCUUGCUUCAGUCAAGGAUAACUACAAAACCUUAAUUUCUGAUCGUAGUGAAAACCCAGGCCAUGAGCUCGUCACCAGAGUGAGAUGACCUCUAACCCCUAUUUCUUCAGCGGCGUGUGUGUGGAAGAGAGAAGUUAGCAAGUCGGACGUUUUCAGACAUUUUUUGCACAUUCACAAGAAGUAUAUAACUCAGUUUGUAACAUGGCAGCAGCUAACAGUGACCUUUGCCAGGACAGGGAGGUCAUGUCAAGCUGUGGACACAGGACAGCUUCUAUAACCAGUAUGGAUGCACACAUAGAGACCCACGUAGGAGAGAAACCCUACAUGUGUGGGGAAUGUGGACACCGGACAGACAGAAAAAGCGCAAUGGACAAUCACAUGAAAGUUCACACAGGAGAAAAAUUCUUUGACUGUGAGGACUGUGAUUUCAGUGCAACUCACAAGGGUGACUUGAAAAGGCAUAUGGAGACUCACAAGACUAAAGCACGACUAUCUAUGUGCGGAGAAUGUGGCUUUCAAACCGCCAAUGGGGGAGCAAUGACCAUUCAUAUGAAAGUCCACACUGUUGAGAAGUCUCGUGUAGAGAGGCCCUACGCCUGUGAGGAAUGUACCUACCAAACAGCUAGCAAGGGCGACCUGCAAACUCACAUGAAAACUCACAUAGGUGAGAAACUGUUCAUGUGUACACAGGGCUUUAAAUGUGGGUACAGGACAUCAUGCAGGCUUGCUAUCGACACACACACGAAAACCCACACCAUCUGCAAAGACUGUGGGUACAAGGCAACUGACAAGGCUGACAUGCUCGCACACAAGAACCUGAAGACAAACUGUGCUAAACCACAUCCCUGCGGACAAUGUGACUUCAGAGCAGCUACAAAAUUUGACUUGGACCGACAUGCAGCUAAGAAGUUCACGUUAGAUCUCCACAUGACAACUCACACAGGGGAGAGACCUUACGCCUGUGAUAAAUGUGACUACAGGGCAGCUCAGAGAGGGACCUUAAAGCAACAUCUGGAAACUCACAAGAAGGCAAAGUAG